Molecule: messenger RNA, 2235 nt
Organism: Lolium perenne
Lineage: Eukaryota; Viridiplantae; Streptophyta; Magnoliopsida; Poales; Poaceae
Biological process (GO): regulation of DNA-templated transcription
Molecular function (GO): DNA binding
Source: RefSeq, a predicted model, not a curated record
AAGAUAUGGCCCUGCGCGCGCUGCUCCCUCCCCUUUGCGCAAAGGCGCGCGCGUCUCCAUCCAUCUCGCCAGUCGCCUCGCUUUAUUUCCUAGCUAGCUAGCUUCCCCUCUCCGUGCUCGCCUCCCUUGUCCUGCCUCCACUUUUCGUUUUCCGAGCUAGCUAGCCUUUUCCGUCCGUCCUCGAUCGACAGGCUAACGAAGACGAGAGCGCGCGGCGGUCGGGUAUAAAGAUGGCGCACGAUCCGAGCCUGGGGUACGCGGACUACUUCGCGGCGCCGCCAGGAGGAGGCGGUGUCACGCUGGUGCCGGAGGUGGACGCCGGCGGGGAGCACGAGAUGUACGGCGACGGAGGAUCGCACCACCACUCCGCCACGGCGGAGAUGUUCGGGGCGAGGGGCUUCGGCGGCAUGGCGCCGAAGGCCGCGCUCGACGACGUGGACGGCUCGUCCACCAUCAGCUUCUUCCGCGCCGAGCAGCAGCAGCAACAGCUGCAGUACCAGCAGAUGGGACGGGCGCCGCUGUCGCUCUCGCUCCACGGCCAGCCGGACGCCGUCUCGCCGUCGACGUCCUUCAUGCUGCACCACCAGCAGCAGCAGCAGCAGCUCGGUGGUGAACAGCUGCAGCACCAGACGGCGUGGCAGGCGCAUGGCGGCGGCGGCGGCGGGUGGCACCUGCGCGGGUCCAGGUUCCUGGUCCCGACGCAGCAGCUCCUGCAGGAGGUCUGCAGCAUCCCGAUGGAGGCCACCGCCAAGCAGGCGGCGAAGAAGUCGGCGCAGGAAGAGGCAGCCGGCGGCGGCGGCGGCUCGUCGUCCUCCGCGUCGUGGCCGCCUCCGUCGUCGACGCGGAUCCAGAGCAUGGACGCCGCCGAGCUGCAGAGGCUCAAGGCCAGGCUCUACACCAUGAUCGAAGAGGUGGACAGGAGGUACCGGAGGUACCGCGAGCAGAUGAGGGCGGUGGCGGGGUCCUUCGAGGCGGUCGCCGGGCAGCAGGCGGCGGCGGUGUACACCAGGAUGGCGUCGCGGACCAUCUCCAAGCACUUCCGGAGCGUCAGGGACGGCGUCGCGGCACAGGUCCGGGCGGUGCGCGGGGCGCUGGGGGAGAAGGACGCCGGGGCCGCCGUGCCCGGGAUGACCAGGGGGGAGACGCCCAGGCUCAGGGCGCUGGACCAGUGCCUCAGGCAGCACAAGGCGUACCACUCCGGCAUGCUCGACAGCCACCCGUGGCGCCCGCAGCGAGGACUGCCGGAGCGCGCCGUCUCCGUCCUCCGUGCCUGGCUCUUCGAGCACUUCCUCCACCCGUACCCGAGCGACGUGGAUAAGCACAUCCUGGCGCGGCAGACGGGCCUAUCACGGAGCCAAGUUUCGAAUUGGUUCAUCAACGCGAGGGUUAGGCUGUGGAAGCCGAUGGUGGAGGAGAUGUACGCGGAGGAGAUGAAGGACAAGGAGGAGGGGAGCGGCGACGGCGGCCACUCCACGCAGCAGGCCAGUGACCUAGGGAACCCUAAUCCGGUUGGGAGCUACGAUGGGCGCGGAGGCGAGGGCGGCGGCGAGCAGAAGCCGACGCGGGCGCAGCUGCACCUGCACGACGCCGGCUCGCUGGCCUCCGUCGUGAGCAUCGGCCGGGGCGCGGACCAGCACGGGCAGGCCCUCAACUUCGGCAUAAUGGACCACCUCGGCUUCGACCCGUACGAGGCGGCCGCGGCCGGGUUCGGCGGCAACGGCGUGUCGCUCACGCUGGGCCUUCAGCACCAGCAGCAGCAGUACCAUGGACAUGGAGGCGUGAACGUAGCCGCAUUCGCCGCCGCGUCCCCGUCGGCCUCCACGGCGCACGGCGGCGCCGCCGAGUACCUGUUCAUGGCCGGCGACCAGCAGUUGGGCGGAGGCGUGCACUCCUCUAACAGUGGCCAGUAUGGGGCCGGCAUGCCGUCAGACGCCGACGCAGCGGCGUCGCAGCAGUACCAUCGGGGGCUGAGCGCCACCGGGUUCCACCUCCUCCGCGACCUUGCCGGGUGAUCCGUCGGUCGAUCUGUACAGGGAUCAUCAUAGACCGGAGAUCGAUCGGGGACGGACGCGACAACGACUGAUUUGAUGGGGAAUUGGGAUGUGUAAAUGGCGGCCGAGCUGGCAUGGCAUUCAUGGUAGCUAGCUCGCGUACGUACUCACCGGCGUACGUACGCGCGCGGGUUGGGAUUUUUGUAGCGCUUAGAUGUAUACCUCUAUUUAAUUCUUGGCUGGA